This is a messenger RNA of Python bivittatus (Burmese python), 1950 nucleotides long. RefSeq names its product serine/threonine kinase 38 like (gene STK38L). Lineage: Eukaryota; Metazoa; Chordata; Lepidosauria; Squamata; Pythonidae. The record is from RefSeq and is a predicted model, not a curated record. Gene Ontology annotation, molecular function: ATP binding; protein serine/threonine kinase activity. Gene Ontology annotation, biological process: protein phosphorylation.
CGAAGCUGAAAGUUUAUAGAGCUUUAUUGGUUGGGAUUGGUGCUUAGUGAUUCAUAGAUUGCAGGCAACUUUUGUGUGUGUUUGUUUUAAUAACGUUGGCCAGAAAAAGCCAAUGGAGGUAAGCAGUAAAUGGGAGAAAGGAAUAGCAGAAGAAAAUUCAGAACAUUUUCACAUAUAUACACAUGGCUCCUGUUAAAGGAACUGCAGUGUAAUAAAUACUUUGUAGGGAGUUUUAGUAAGUAAAAUAGUGGUAAGGGCUCCUUACCACUAUUUUAGGUAAGGGUUAGAACAUUUCCGUCAUUUGGACUCUAACAUUUAGAGGGAAUAUUGCUUCCUCAUAUUUCUAUAUAUACUGCUUCGUUUACUUGGCAUUUACUUAAUAAAUGUAUCACUAGAAACACAUUUGCAUUGAUCUAUGAAAUAGGCAACCUGGUUUAAUCAUCAACACAUUUUACAUUGUAAAAUAUAAAUUACAAUGUCAUUUAAUGCAAGCUUUAAAUAUCUUGAAAAACAUUCACUUCCUCUGAAUUUUUUUUUUUUUUUAACGAAUGCUUUCUACUUUCUACCUUGUUUGAGAUACACACCUUGGAUGUGUGGGUGAUUCAAUUGAUAGAAGAUGGGAUUCUUUUCCAAGUUGCCAAGGUGGUCGAAAUUAUGCUUCAUACAGAUGAUUCUGAUUUGUGAACCAGAUGGAAAGAAUAUUUCUUGGGAAGAAAUAUUAGCAAAGAAAAAGCUACGAAGAUCUCAGCAUGCCCGCAAAGAAACUGAAUUUUUAAGGCUGAAGAGGACAAGGCUAGGCCUUGAUGACUUUGAAUCUUUGAAAGUGAUUGGAAGAGGUGCAUUUGGAGAGGUCCGCCUAGUCCAGAAGAAAGAUACGGGUCAUAUUUAUGCAAUGAAGAUAUUGCGAAAAGCUGACAUGCUGGAGAAAGAGCAAGUGGCUCAUAUACGAGCAGAAAGAGAUAUUCUAGUUGAAGCUGAUGGUGCCUGGGUAGUGAAGAUGUUUUAUAGUUUUCAGGACAAGCGCAACCUUUACCUGAUUAUGGAAUUUCUUCCAGGAGGUGAUAUGAUGACUUUGCUCAUGAAGAAGGAUACCCUAUCUGAGGAAGAGACACAGUUUUAUAUAUCUGAAACUGUGCUUGCUAUUGAUGCCAUUCACCAACUAGGUUUUAUUCACAGAGAUAUUAAGCCAGAUAAUCUUCUGCUGGAUGCAAAGGGCCAUGUAAAACUCUCUGAUUUUGGGCUAUGCACAGGUUUAAAGAAAGCUCACCGAACUGAAUUCUACAGAAACCUUACACAUAAUCCACCAAGUGACUUCUCAUUUCAGAAUAUGAACUCCAAGAGAAAAGCAGAAACGUGGAAGAAGAACAGACGACAGCUGGCCUAUUCUACUGUUGGGACACCAGAUUACAUUGCCCCAGAGGUUUUCGUGCAAACGGGUUACAACAAAUUAUGUGACUGGUGGUCUUUGGGAGUGAUUAUGUAUGAAAUGCUAAUAGGAUACCCCCCUUUUUGUUCUGAAACACCCCAAGAAACAUACAGGAAAGUUAUGAAUUGGAAGGAAACUCUGGUAUUUCCACCUGAGGUGCCCAUUUCAGAAAAAGCAAAGGACUUAAUCUUAAAAUUUUGUGCUGAUGCUGAAAACAGAAUUGGUAGCAGUGGAGUAGAAGAAAUUAAGAGUCACCCAUUUUUUGAAGGUGUUGACUGGGCACAUAUCAGAGAAAGGCCAGCUGCGAUCACUAUAGAAAUCAAAAGUAUAGAUGAUACUUCCAAUUUUGAUGAAUUCCCCGAAUCUGAUAUUUUACAACCAGUGCCAAAUACCACCGAACCGGAUUUCAAGUCCAAAGACUGGGUUUUUCUGAAUUAUACCUACAAGAGAUUUGAGGGGCUGACUCAGCGGGGCUCGAUCCCUUCUUACAUGAAAGCAGGGAAGUUGUGAAAUGCAGCAGAAAA